UCUGUUAAUACUGUAUUCACAAUCAAAGCUAUAAUCUUGUUGCCCCUUUGAAGCAAAUAUCUUGUCUUUUGCCCAAAUACAAGAAAAAGUUAGGCUGAAAAGUACAGCCAGGUUUAUUUCUGUAACUGAGGGAGGGUUCAACUAUAUAAUUGUUUCUUAAUAAUAAAAUAAUUAGCUUAUACUCCGAUAGUUUUGGCACUGAACAUGCUAAGUCUGCAGCAUAUAAUCCAUUUGGCGUUUCGUAAGCUUACUCGCAGUUGUGGAGCUUUGUACACUGGAGAGAUCUCGACAAUUUGAACUGGGGUUCAUCUGAUUCAAACUCGAGCUUGUUUAGCAUUUAAUCAGUAUCGUAUGGCCGACUCUACUGAUCUGCAUUCACGACCAAGCAAAUGGAGAAUCCCGAUUUUUGUUUUCUUCAAAGAUGUGAGACUAGUGUUCAAGAUGGAUUCACUUGGUCUUGAGAUUAUCAGGAUAGCACUUCCUGCUGCUCUAGCUUUAGCUGCUGAUCCGAUCGCUUCUCUGAUUGACACAGCAUUUAUUGGCCGCUUAGGGCCGGUGCAGCUUGCAGCUGUGGGAGUUUCAAUCGCCAUAUUCAAUCAAGCUUCAAGAAUUACCAUAUUUCCUCUGGUCAGUAUCACAACUUCUUUUGUCGCUGAAGAGGAAACCAUUGGACGAAUCACCAAUGGUGAAGAACCAAAAGCUGAGAACUCGGAAAAGAGUUCCGCUAAAGAAAGUGAAAUGAAGGACGUAACGCCAGAAGAAACCGUGCUUGAGAACUUGGAAAAAGGAGCUUCAACAGACACUACUACUACUGAAACAAAAGGUGAAUCUUCGUCGGAUAAUAAUUCUUCUGCAACUACAUGCAAGUCUCCUUCUGCUAUAGCGGGUACCAAAACAAGUACAGAGAUCAAGUUGAGUAAGGGGAAGCGACAUAUCCCUUCGGCAUCAACAGCACUAAUUAUAGGGAGCUUUCUUGGUCUCGUCCAAGCUAUAUUUCUAAUAUUGGGAGCCAGACCUCUCCUGCAUAUCAUGGGCGUGAAGUCUGAUUCUCCCAUGAUGACACCAGCUCAAAAAUACUUGACUCUGAGGUCACUGGGUGCUCCUGCAGUCCUCCUUUCUCUCGCAAUGCAAGGGGUUUUUCGAGGAUUGAAGGAUACAAAAACUCCUUUAUUCGCCACUGUUGCAGGAGAUUUAACAAAUAUCAUUCUUGACCCAAUAUUCAUCUUCGUUUGCCGUCUUGGUGUCAGUGGAGCCGCCAUUGCCCAUGUUCUUUCACAGUACUUGAUUUCAUUCAUCCUCCUGGUGAAGUUGAUGAGACAAGUUAAUCUCUUACCUCCAAGUAUGAGUGAUUUACAAUUCGGUCGGUUUCUUAAAAAUGGAUUUUAUCUGUUAACCAGAGUAAUUGCUGUGACUAUCUGUGUCACACUGGCAGCUUCAAUGGCUGCACGUCUUGGUUCAACACCUAUGGCUGCAUUCCAAAUUUGUUUACAGGUCUGGAUCACGUCAUCUCUUCUGGCUGAUGGAUUGGCUGUUGCAGGACAGGCCAUUCUAGCUUGUUCAUUUGCUGAAAAGAACUAUCAGAAGGCAACAGCUGCAGCAAACAGAGUACUGCAGAUGGGUUUUGUUCUAGGCUUGGGGCUUGCUGCCUUGGUAGGACUCGGUCUCUACUUUGGCUCUGGAAUCUUUUCAAAAGACGUUCAUGUUAUCCACCUCAUAAACAUCGGCAUACCGUUUAUUGCAGCAACUCAACCCAUCAAUUCUCUGGCUUUUGUCUUUGAUGGUGUAAAUUUUGGAGCUUCUGAUUUUGCGUAUUCUGCAUACUCCAUGGUUUUGGUAGCCAUAGCAAGCAUAGCAAGCUUAUUUUUGCUGUCAAAAAGCAAUGGCUUUGUUGGAAUCUGGAUUGCCCUGACAAUCUACAUGGCUCUCCGAACAUUUGCUGGUGUAUGGAGGAUGGGAACUGGGACUGGACCUUGGAAAUUUCUCAGAGGCCGAUUGUUGCCAUGAGCUUUAUAUAUAUAGCUUCAGGAUUCGGGAAUAUUACCUACUAUAUGUGGCCUAGCGUUUGUCAAUAACAUAAUUUUUUUUCUUGGUUUUUUUAUUUGUUUUUUGAGGUAUCAUUUCCAAGAUGGAUAAUAAAUAAUAUAUUUACUAAUUUUUUUAUUAACU
Mangifera indica (mango) is the source of this 2166-nucleotide messenger RNA. RefSeq names its product protein DETOXIFICATION 43-like. NCBI's taxonomy places the organism in Eukaryota, Viridiplantae, Streptophyta, Magnoliopsida, Sapindales, Anacardiaceae. Gene Ontology annotation, biological process: transmembrane transport. Gene Ontology annotation, molecular function: citrate transmembrane transporter activity; xenobiotic transmembrane transporter activity; antiporter activity. The record is from RefSeq and is a predicted model, not a curated record. Gene Ontology annotation, cellular component: membrane. The coding region runs from base 352 to 2004 and encodes 550 amino acids. The transcript has 13 exons.